UCGCUGAGCUGCCAUUUUGUUGUUGGGAUCAGAGCGGGGACGCGGCACGCGUUAUUCUGUAAAUGAAUAAUACGAUUAUCUGGUAGCGGAGCAGGUAUAACGCCGAGCCACGAUGCUUUCUGCAGCCCAGUUGCUGGAUGAGUUAAUGGGCCGGGAUCGGAACUUGGCUCCGGAUGAGAAGCGAUGUAAUGUCCGCUGGGAUGAUGAAUCUGUCUGCAAAUACUACCUGUGCGGCUUCUGUCCUGCUGAACUGUUCACAAACACACGCUCAGACCUGGGUCCUUGUGAAAAAAUCCAUGAUGAAAACUUGAGGAAACUGUAUGAGAAGAGCUCGCGCUUCAUGAAGGAAGGAUACGAGCGGGAUUUCCUGCGGUACCUGCAGAGUCUACUGGCCGAGGUGGAGCGCAGGAUUCGCAGGGGUCACGCUCGUCUGGCCCUGUCCCAAGCCCAGCAGAACUCUGGAACGCCGGGUCCAUCUGGGAAGAACGAGGAGAAAGCUCAGGUGCUCACAGAGAAGAUCGAGGAGCUCGUUGUUCAGAUCGAGGAGCUGGGUUCGGAGGGUCGUGUCGAGGAGGCGCAGGGCAUGAUGAAGCUGGUGGAGCAGCUGAAGGAGGAGCGUGAGGAGCUCAGUUCCACUCAUUCAACGAUCGAGAGCUUUGCGGCUCAGGAGAAGCAGAUGGAGGUGUGUGAAGUAUGUGGGGCUUUCCUUAUCGUGGGUGACGCUCAAUCCAGAGUGGACGAUCAUCUAAUGGGCAAACAGCACAUGGGCUAUGCCAAAAUCAAAUCCACAGUCGAGGAACUGAAGGAAAAGCUGCGUCGGCGCUCCGAGGACCCGGAGAAAGAAGAUCAAGGCAAGAAGGUAAAGGAUGACCGCGAGCGCGAAAGAGAGGAGCGAGAGAAGAGACGCAAAGAGGAGGAAGAGAAAGAGCGAGAGAAGGAGAGAGAAGGGAGCGAGAGAAGGAGAGAGAGGGAGCGGGAGAGAGAUCGAGACAGAGACCGGGAACGGGAGAGAGAUCGGGACCGGCGCAGCAGGAGGAGUCACUCCAACAGCAGACACUCCAGCCGGACGUCAGACCGCCGCAGGAGCCGCUCCAGAGACAGGAGGAGGUCCAGGAGUAAAGAGAGAGAGCGCAAGCGCAGCAGGAGUCGUGAUCGUGAAAGAAGGCGCAGUCGGGAUCGCUCGGACCGGAAGCGUCGCUCUCGCAGCCGGGACAGGAGGAGAUCCCGCAGCUCUGAGCGCAAGAGCCACCGGCACCGUAGCCGCAGCAGAGACCGAGAUCGGGACAGAGGAGACAGAGACAAGGACAAAUCCUCCAAGGACAAAGAGCACAAGGACUCUUCGGAUGAGAAAAGGAGCAGCAGAAAGGGCUCUGUAGAGAGGUGUAAUGAGCUCUCCAAGCCCGAGCCCAUGGAGGCCGAGCCUCCCAAAGCAGAAGUGAACGGCACGGUUCAAGAGCUACAUUCUGAAGGUGACACACAGUCCAAUUAAAACUGAUCUGAUAGGACCUCAGAUCAGCCCCAGGUAAGUGCACCGUCCUCCCCGGCCCGGGUCUCUCCCCCCUCUCCCCUUCCCCCCUUUUUCUUUCAGUUCUGUCUGUGAUUUUUCUUCCUGUUUUUUAAUAGUGCAUCGUAAGUAUGCACUGAAGAUGGGACUAGGCUGAUGAAACGGAAGAAAGUAGAAUGAAACAAACCCAGAGGGAAAGGCCAGUGUAGUCCUGAAAAACAUGCUUGGAGGUACCUCGUUUUGUAUCGGUCAUACAUCUGUCUCUUUAGACAAGUUCUCUUCCAAAUUUACGUGUUUUGUUACUUUAUUUAUUUAUUUUUUUUCCCCUAACUCUCUUCUCUACCUCAACCUGUUGACUUUAUGCUCGCAGUAAGAUUGAAACUAGUCUAUUGCACAUCUAAAAUGACCGUGUGCUCAUAUGUGUGUACAUGCAUAAGCGCACGGCAUUUUACCAUCUGAUGUCUGUUCAUUGAUGCGUUCAUUGAACUGCAGUGAAUAUUGCUUGAUUUUUCUUCUUUUUUUAUAUUGGAGUUACAUGGAUAUGUUGCACUUUUUAAUACCGUCUGUUCUUAACGUUGAGAUCCGCUAGCUUUUGGGAUGAUGGAAAAGUGUAGGGUUAAUGAAUUAUUGCAGCUGACUUCCACACCUCACACAGCGUUGGUGUUGUGAGCGACCCCCCUCACAUGAAAAGUCCAUUUAGAAAUCAAGGAUACUGUCAAUCUGUGCAGGUAUUCACUCAGGUAUUCCUUUCACUACCCACAUCCAUUUGAAUGCUGUUGCCUUGUGAACGUGUCUCAGAGCUUGAUGUUUGUUUUACCCUAUCUCUUUUUUCCCAGUUUGAAAAUGUCCUCAGUUUUGCUUCUCUUGGUUUCAAGUGCUACACCUAAAACUGGUGGACGUAACAUGUCAGGUUCACAGAUGAGCUCAGUUGAUAUCCCACAGUAAUCUUUAAUAAACAAACUAAAAGAUCAGCUCAGAUCCAGCUCAACAGUUCUUUCUCCUUGUUUGUGUUGCUUAUUUUCAUUUUGCCUUUUCAGUAAACAGCAGUAGGUUUGAAUAUGGGCUGGGUGAUAUAGCUAAACGUCUUUAGUGAUCGCGUUCGAACUAUAAAAUAUUGUUUAGAGGUUUGUCUUUACUGAAAUGUACCGCUCAGUGG
This is a messenger RNA of Danio aesculapii, 2660 nucleotides long. Its product is annotated as luc7-like protein 3. Lineage: Eukaryota; Metazoa; Chordata; Actinopteri; Cypriniformes; Danionidae. Gene Ontology annotation, biological process: mRNA splice site recognition. Gene Ontology annotation, molecular function: mRNA binding. The record is from RefSeq and is a predicted model, not a curated record. Gene Ontology annotation, cellular component: U2-type prespliceosome; U1 snRNP.